This is a messenger RNA of Racocetra persica, 426 nucleotides long. Lineage: Eukaryota; Fungi; Glomeromycota; Glomeromycetes; Diversisporales; Gigasporaceae. The record is from the annotation of a GenBank genome assembly.
GUUGUUCUUGUCUUUUUUUUUGGUACUGCCAUGUUAGUAAUGGCUUGGUUUUCUGUAACAAUGGAAAUGAAAUAUCUUUUAUUAUCGGUGAUCAAUAUUUAUUCCCUCUCAUUAAUUUACUGGCUAUAUCGACUUAUAACUGUUAACAUUAAAUUACAAACAGAUGAUGAAGAUCCGUAUAGAUUCACUCGAAGAUUCCUAACCUUUUUCUUAGCUACAAUAGUUAUUCUUGUAUUAGCUACUAUAAUCUAUUCCAUUAUUUGCUUCAGAAAUAUGUUACGUGGACUUUAUGUACUUACAGUAUUUGGUCGAUCUGCAAAGGAAGAAGAUAACGAAGAUACUUCAACUUCGUCAAAAAGACGAAGUGCAAUUCAUCAACAACGAAUACGUGACAAAGAACGCGAGUCUAGAAUAAUUUUAGAUUAA